This is a messenger RNA of Pseudophryne corroboree (corroboree frog), 1446 nucleotides long. RefSeq names its product gastrula zinc finger protein XlCGF17.1-like. Gene Ontology annotation, biological process: regulation of transcription by RNA polymerase II. The transcript has 2 exons. The record is from RefSeq and is a predicted model, not a curated record. Gene Ontology annotation, molecular function: RNA polymerase II cis-regulatory region sequence-specific DNA binding; DNA-binding transcription factor activity. Bases 131 to 1087 code for a protein of 318 amino acids. NCBI's taxonomy places the organism in Eukaryota, Metazoa, Chordata, Amphibia, Anura, Myobatrachidae.
AGCUAAUCUGUGGCAGGCCUGGUCAGUAACUGUGUGGGGGACCAGCAGUGAACACCAGGUGCAGUAAACAACCCAGCUGAACAGCAGAACAGAUGGACACACAAGCAGGAAUAUCUCAGAAGGACAUCUAAUGGUAUCCCAGGAUUAUGAAAUAACAGAUAAUGACCGUAGACAGGAUUCUCCAGGAGAUAACCCCAUUACCCCAAUUAUACAUCCAGCUCUAUCAGCUGAUCCCCCUGAUCCUGGGAAAUGUUCUCCUGAUCACUCUGAUAUUGGUGCAUCUGUUACAGCUCUGACAGUAGAUACAGUGUUUCCGUGUUCUAUAGAUGCCAAAUGUUUUACACAGAGCACAAAGCAUAUUAAUCCACAGACAGGUAAGGCAGGUGAGAGGCCACUGAUAUGUUCUGAGUGUGGGAAAUGUUUUGCACGCAAAUCAGUUCUUGUUAGACAUAACAGAAGUCACACAGGUGAGAAGCUGUUUUCUUGCUCUGAGUGUGGAAAAUGUUGUGUAAGUAAAUCACAACUUGUUAUACAUCACAGAAGUCACACAGGUGAGAAGCCAUUUCCAUGUUCUGAGUGUGGGAAAUGUUUCACACGUAAAUCAUAUCUUGUUACACAUCAGAGAAUACACACAGGUGAUCAGCCAUUUUCUUGCUCUGAGUGCGGGAAAUGUUUUACACAAAAAUCACAACUUGUUACCCAUCAGCAAAGUCACACAGGUGAGAAUGUAUUCACAUGUUCUGAGUGUGGGAAAAGUUUUGCACACAAAUCAGCUCUUGUUAUACAUCACAGAAGUCACACAGGUGAGAAGCCAUUUCCAUGUUCUGAGUGUGGGAAAUGUUUUGCACACAAAUCAGGUCUUGUUAUACAUCACAGAAGUCACACAGGUGAGAAGCCAUUUCCAUGUUCUGAGUGUGGGAAAUGUUUUGUACGGAAAUCACAACUUGUUACACAUCACAGAAGUCACACAGGUGAGAAGCCAUUUUCUUGCUCUGAGUGCGGGAAAUGUUUUACACACAAAUCACAACUUGUUACCCAUCAGCAAAGUCACACAGAUGAGAAGCCAUUUCCAUACUCUGAGAAGUAAAUCAGCUCUUGUUGCACACAAUAGACAUCACUCAGGUGAGGAACCAUUUUAAUCUUCUAGAGUAUACUUAUCAUUGCCAUGCGUUGUUCUUCAAGGUUCUUAUCCUAUCUCCUAUGCUCUUUGCAAUAUACAUGCUACCGCAGGGUGAAAUAAUCAGAUAUCAUGCCCUCAUCUACUACUGCUGUACAGAUGGCCUGUCUUUUGCUCCAGGUACUGAGAACCCAGUACCAAUCCUAAAUGGUUGUCUAGCUGAGCUCCAGGUGUGGGUGAUGCCAGUUGAUUAAUUAAUUAAUUAAGUUUAAAAUAUAGAGAAAAAUCUGUGUAUUAAAGAUAUGAAAUAAAGCUGUUUAAAAACAAAA